Messenger RNA from Paramecium pentaurelia, 1613 nucleotides. Lineage: Eukaryota; Ciliophora; Oligohymenophorea; Peniculida; Parameciidae. The record is from the annotation of a GenBank genome assembly.
AUGUUUGUGUCUACAAAUAAUACUCCAAAAAAUAAUAAAAAAGGAAACACCUCAUAUAAUGAUGAAUAAAGAACGAUUGAAAGGCUCAGAUUUCUAUUGAAAAAUGCCAUUUAGGUAUAUCCAAAAGUAAAUAAAUAAAUAUAGCUAAACGAUGAAUUGGAAAAGAAAAAUGCUUUACUUCUAUAUAGAAUAGAACAAUAAUAAAAUUAAUCUUAAUAAUCAAUUUAACAGGAUGAUUAUAAACAGUAGAUUGUUAAACUCUAAUCCUAAUUAUCUGAAGCAUAAUUAGAGAAUCAACAACUAUAGUAAAGUUUAAAAAAUCUCAAAUAAUAAGGUAUGAUAUAUAAAUAAUGUAUAAAAUCAAGGAAAUCAAAAUCCAUAAAAUAAUAAGAAAAAUUUUGAGUUGAUUCUCUAAGAUUGUGCCAUCUCAUAAGUAGAGAAACAAUUUUAUGAAUACUUUGAAAAAUCAUCAGCUAUCUUAUAAGAACAAAUGAUUUUAGAAUUCUAAAACAGAUUAGAGAAAUAUUAAACAAAAUAUUAAAUAGUUGAAAUACAUAAAAUUACAAGCUUCACAAAUUUAGAUAAAACUAAAUGUAUAGAAUCAUAAUAAAGAGAAAUUGAUAUUCUUGAAUCAAAAUUAAAUAAUACAGAAAAAGAACUUAAUGAACUUAAACGUACAACAAUUUCAAUGUAAUUUUAGGUGUUCUAGAAUCAUAUUAGUAAUAAUAAUCAAUGAAAUAAAGUUAAUAAGAUUAAGUUCAUGAUUUUUUCAAUUCAAACUAAUUUGAAAUUUUUACUUCUAGACUAAAUAAUAGUUAAGGAAUGGAUGAAUGUUUAAGUAACGAUAAAAGGUGGAUAGAUAUUGAUAAUAAUUAGCUUAAAACAGAUGAGCGUAAAUUAAUCCAAUAUGAAAAGACUAUAGAGAAUUAAAAAUUAGAGAUAGAAAAUCUUUAAAACAAAGUAUCUAAUAUAUCUAAAGUAAGAUUUUUUAAAUACUUUCUAGAAAAAACAUUAAUUAAAAUUACAAAAUUAAGAACUUUCAACUGUUUUAUAUUAAUAAGCAGAAACCUGUUAAAGAAUUAUAUCUAAUUUGUAAGCUAAAAUUGAAAAAUAAGUACUUUAAUUACAAUAUUAUACUUCUAUAUAAUAAAUGAGAAAUAAAUUAAAUCAAGUAAAUAUUAAUAUUAUAUCAUAGUAAUAAUCUUAACAUAGUGUAUAAAGUAGUUAAUAAAUUGAUAUAAGAAAAAAAUUCACAUAUCAUUCUCCUAAUGCUAACAAUUCUCCUGUUUCCAUUGCUAAAUCUUAGACUAAUAAUAGAUCCCUUAAAAAAGUAAUUAUAUAUUAUAAUAUUUAAAUAGUAAGAUUCCUCUAAUGAUUAAACUACAUGGAUCAUUAAAACUACAGAUGCAUCAUUAGUUAAGAAAUUAGAUAAAAAGGAUUCUUAAUCAGAAAGUACAACUGAUUAGGUAUUAAAACCUACUAAAUUGUCAACACAUUUAUAAGAAGUGAAGAAAUCUUUAGAUUAGAUCUCAAAUGUUAAUUGCACUUAAAAAUUAUUAAAAGGAUACUAUUUUGUAUAGAAUAAACCAAUAUUGACGUUAGAUGAUUUUUGA